CUGACAGUUCUCAUGGCUGUCAUCCCUGAGUCUAGAUAAAAAGUUCCAGGUCCUUCCGUGUCAGGCAAAUCUGGAAGUUGGGCUUGCGCACACCGCUCGGCUCUCCUUGCGACAGCGCCCUCAUCCCCGGUGUUUCUCAAGUAGACGGUCGCUGAGGCACUGUUUCCACGCGAUCAGGGUUCCUCAGGCUUGACAUUCAAAAGUGGGUUGAGGGUGCGGAACCCGCGGCGCUCGCAGCCUGUUUUAAAGCGGCCGCCAGCCAGUGCCGCUGUAACCCCGCGCCCCGGCUCCCGCCCUGCAUCUGCGCCGACGCGACCGAGCGAUCCCGGGGCCUCCCCGCGCCGGGAAUCUCCCGCCAGCCGCGCGGGUCCCCACGGCAGCGGCACGUGGAGCGGCUGCGGAGCCUGAGCGACAGCUGCAGCCCGCGCGGCCCGCGGCGACAUGGAGGAAGAUAUACAACCAAACGCGGAGCUGAAAAGCACCGAGGAACAUCCUCUGCCCACAGAGAGCCCAGAAGCUCUGAAUGACUACAGUUUGCCCAAGCCUCACGAGGUAGAAAACGUGGACAGUACAGAAGCCCCAGCCAAUGAAGAUGAAGAUGCAGGAGAAGACUCGAUGAAAGUAAAAGAUGAAUACAGCGACAGAGAUGAGAGCAUUCUGAAGCCGGAGCCCAUGGGAGAUGCGGAAGAGAGUGAAAUGCCUUACAGCUAUGCAAGAGAAUACAGCGAGUAUGAAAACAUUAAACUGGAGAGACACGUGCCGUACGACAGCAGCAGACCAACUGGUGGGAAGAUGAACUGUGAUGUGUGCGGAUUGUCCUGCAUUAGCUUCAAUGUCUUGAUGGUUCAUAAGCGAAGCCAUACUGGUGAACGCCCAUUCCAGUGUAAUCAGUGCGGGGCAUCUUUUACUCAGAAAGGUAACCUCCUCCGACACAUUAAACUGCACACAGGGGAAAAACCUUUUAAGUGUCACCUCUGCAACUACGCAUGCCAACGGAGAGAUGCGCUCACGGGACACCUUAGGACACAUUCUGUGGAGAAGCCCUACAAGUGUGAGUUCUGCGGAAGAAGCUACAAGCAGAGAAGCUCCCUGGAGGAGCACAAGGAGCGCUGCCGUGCUUUUCUUCAGAACCCUGACCUGGGGGAUGCCGCAAGUGUGGAGGCACGACACAUCAAAGCCGAGAUGGGAAGUGAAAGAGCUCUCGUUCUGGACAGAUUAGCAAGCAAUGUGGCUAAACGCAAAAGCUCGAUGCCUCAGAAGUUCAUCGGUGAGAAGCGGCACUGCUUCGAUGCCGGCUACAAUCCCGGCUACGUGUACGAGAAGGAGAACGAGAUGAUGCAGUCGCGGAUGAUGGACCAAGCCAUCAACAACGCCAUCAGCUAUCUCGGGGCCGAAGCCCUUCGCCCCUUAGUCCAGACUCCGCCUGCUCCCACCUCUGAGAUGGUCCCAGUCAUCAGCAGCGUGUACCCCAUAGCACUUACUCGGCCCGAUAUGCCCAAUGGGGCCCCACAGGAGCUGGAAAAGAAACGGAUCCUCCUGCCGGAGAAGAUCUUGCCUUCUGAGCGAGGUCUGUCCCCCAAUAACAGUGCCCAGGACUCCACGGACACGGACAGCAACCACGAGGAUCGUCAGAACCACAUCUACCAGCAAAGCCACGUGGUCCUCCCGCCGGCGCGCAACGGGAUGCCGCUUCUGAAGGAGGUCCCUCGCUCUUUCGAACUCCUCAAGCCCCCUCCCAUCUGCCUGAGGGACUCCAUCAAGGUGAUCAACAAGGAAGGGGAGGUGAUGGAUGUGUUUCGGUGUGACCACUGCCAUGUCCUCUUCCUAGAUUACGUGAUGUUCACCAUCCACAUGGGAUGCCAUGGCUUCCGUGACCCUUUCGAGUGUAACAUGUGUGGGUACCGAAGCCACGAUCGCUACGAGUUCUCCUCUCACAUCGCCAGGGGCGAACACAGAGUCAUGCUGAAGUGAACAUCCGUCUCGAUGCUCACGUCUAAGGGGUCAGCAUUGGUUUGAAGAAGUGAUGAUAGCCUACCCUAUCCAGUAGACUCAACUCAAACCCACAGUCCGGCCCAGUUAUGUUAGCUCUCAAUCAUGUCCGCAUGAGCAGUCAGGGAAAUGCUGUUCUCAUUCAGAAACUGUUUGCAGAGCUAUCAUGUUACUUUGUGAAACCUCCUCCCUUUCCCAUCAGUUGAGUUUGAUGGGAUUUAAAAGCCAAAGAAGUGUCUGGUUCAUUAUCUUUUGUAGCAAUAGACAGCCAGCCAUCCACUGGAGCUCCUGGCCAAUUGGAACAGUCCUCCGCGGGCUGCACGAGUCGUUCGCUGGAAUGCAGCAGCCAUAUGUGGAAAAGCCUUUUGAUCCUAUGCCCAGAUCCACACAGCGGAAGAGCUGACCAGCUGCCCUUGCCCUUGGGCACCAACGAAAGACGGAGGCUUAGCAUGUAGUCCCCCUCCCUUCACGCUGUAUCAGUAAGGAAGAGAUAGCCAUAGCCAUACAGUCAGGACCUGCUGCCAGUGAUAGAAGACCCUAUUCCACUUCCUGUCUCACGGGCAAGACAAAACUGAAGCCAUCUGAGGACCCUUCUGCUUUGCCUGCUGUCAUGAGGGAGAAUCUCGUACAAUUUGGCCUGAGCCAGAACCCUGAUCCUCCUGCCUCAGUCUGGAGGAACAUUCUACUCCAGAAGAACCAACGCUUUUAAAUAUUGGCUAUCAUUGAAACCACAGAGACAUCCACCGAGGGGUGGCAUUUGUCUCCUUUGAUUGAAAUUGAUAGAGCAAGUGGGGGUACAUAGCUUAGGGGUACAGUGCCUCCCGAGCUCAACCCCCACACCAAGAACAAAGGGGAGGAAAGAAAAUGGAGGAAAGAAAGGUUGGCCAAGCAGGGUGUGUAGGGACACAGCUGGUUGGCAGCUCUUGUCACCUUGGUGUAUUGGCUGAAAACCCACAGAACACUUGAAAGUGAUCUUAGGCAAAGGACUCAAAUGUGCACUUAAUUCCCCACCCCCACCCCACAGGCAGGGACAGAACCACAGAUGUCCUCUCAGGACAGUGUGACAUCACAUUCUCCUGGGCUAGACAUGAGUGGCUUUUAUUUAAUUAUUCUAUUUUUUUAUUUUAAUUUUUUGUUUUUUCUCGAGACAGGGUUUCUCUGUAUAACCCUGGCUGUCCUAGAACUCACUCUGUAGACCAGGCUGACCUCGAAUUCAGAAAUCUGCCUGCCUCUGCCUCCCAAGUGCUGGGAUUAAAGGCAUGGCCACCACUGCCCAGCAGUAUUCUAUUUUUCAAACAGGGUCUCCUGCUGCCCCGGCAAGCCUCCAGCUCACUUCUAGCUGAGGCUGGCCAGCAUUCUGCCCCUCCCACCUCAGCCUUCAGAGUGCUGGGGGGGAGGGGAUCAACAUCAUGGGGUCAGGCUUCUGCUGUCCUAAGUAGCCGCACAUCUCGCUGAGUCUUGGAAGGCUGAUCUUGUUCUGUAGAUGGGCCAGUCAGUCACCUUUGUCACAAAGGCACCAAGACAUCAGGAUUCUUGUAAAAAAAAAAAACAAAAAACAAAAAAAUACUCUCCAUAAAACAGGCACUGGAACAGAGGCCACAAGGCGCGCUCGCCAAGCUCAUAUUUGCUACGAUUUGGUUAGCUCUAAAAGUUAAAUGACCUCAACCACAAAAUAAGAGCUGGAGCCAGACCCUCUUGACAGCCCCUUACAGCUUUGAUACAUGAUUAUUCAAUAACCACAGGUUAUUUUUUUUAAUCUCUUGAUGUGUGGGCAUUAAGCAGACGAGUCUGCACGUGAGAAUGUGUUUCAUAUUUCUUUGAUGUGAAAAUGUAGUUGUGUUAAGUUUUUCCUUCAGCCACUGAGUCAUGACAGUGAAGGAGAUGGUGAGGGGGCCCCAAUAACAGGAAGGGUUUUGAUGGUGCCACCGUGUACACACGAGUUGGUAUCUUGCUCCUUGCCAGGGCCCUUUUCUUCCUUUCCUUUUAAAAGAACUUGUGUCAGGGAAAAUAAGUUCUGCUUACAGGGUCCGCUUCAUGGAGCCUAUUACAAAUUAAGAGCUAGCUUUUAUGAACAUUUCUUCCAGAGCCGAGAAUCCCAAACUCCUGGUAUAUUAGCGUUUUCCUUCUAAAGGGCUUAUGGAGUCAGCUCUCACUCAAUUCAUUUAUCCGAUGCCAGUAAUUAAAAUGUUCCACCUCAAACACACAAAUGGCUUAGCUUGCUUUGUAGCACGGUGUCUGUCUCAGGGUGGGGGUGGGGGAGGGUAUGAAAUUCCAUGGCAACAGUCCCGUGUGUCUGAGGCUUCAGCUUAAGGGCUGGGUGUCUUCAGAGCAUCCCAGCAGAAUCGGAUGUGAGCUGCACCACAUUGUUCAUGCCCACUGUGAAAGAGGACCUGCCUAUUCUAUGCUUGAGAUAUCUCACAUCCUGUCGUCUUGGAGGGGUGCAAAAAGAGGGCGUUGGGAAGCAGGGACUCGAAAGAAGAGAUGCAGAAAUGGGCAUUUCUACCAGAGUGAUGUUGACAUCCUCUGCAGGGGAGCAAGCCCGCAUGGGCAUGUGUACAUGCUUGUGUGCACGCACACACACACACACACACACACACACACACACUUUUUCAUCUUAAGAUGGUGGACUACCAUUCUACCAGCCUGGACACCCCGACAGAUCAGACUCUGACCUGUGACUGCGGACUUACUGGAUUGCAUCCCUCUCCUGAGGCUCCUUUUCUGAGCCUUGACCUUCACAGAAGCAUCUGGAGCCUGGGUAGGAGCCCUCAGCCCCAAGGGCCUGCUGGAGCUUGUAGACCUUGAGUCUGGCAGCAGAGCCCAGAGGGGUGCCGUGGUUAGUGUCGUGGUUAGCCCCACCUGUGCAUGUGAUCCUUGCUCUACCUAAGGGCCCCCCUGAUGGAGGUGGGGACUGAGAUGAGAAAGGGUAGAUUUGCAUCCUCCGUGGGGCUGUGAAGUCCUGGGGUAGCCUCAGCUUCCUCUUACAGAUGCCUCUGCCACGAGCCCUGUGGAUCUCGCCUUCCUUUCCCACCAGCCAUCUUAUAAGCAGACUUCCACCACACACCGCAGGGGCGUGGGGGGGCUGCGAUUUGGGGACCAACCAAACCUACAAGAAGUUCCAUUGCAGCCAAAGUGACAGAGUUGGGGUGAGGGUGGAAGAAGAGUAGAGAUUGCUCUCCAAGUGCUCCUCACCAUGGUCUGAAGUGCUACACAGAGCCUAGGGGACGUGUCCUUCCCAUGGCCACUCAGCAUUACCACCAGGAGAGGGAAGAGGCCACUGAUCUUCAUAAGCCUCAAGUCAUUCCCCCAAAGAAAGAGUGUCCUGGCUCUGACAAGCUAGCUAGCCUUGUCUCUGUUCUAGCUUGUCACUGCUGCCCAUUCUCAGCCCUUCAUGACUUUGCUUCUGAAUUCACCCAUGACAGACUUUCCACCUUUUAUGUGUUUACCUCUCUGGUUAAUCCAUCCAUAUUUAUACACACACACACACCACAUGCAAACACACACACAGACACACAGACACACACACACACCCCACACCACAUAGACAUACACCAUAUAUACAUACCACAUAGACACACAUCACACAAACACAUAUACACAAACAUGCACACCACACAUACACACACACACACAAAUACACACACACUACGCCAGACAGAUACACACCACACAAAUACAUAGACACACACACACCACCACCACCACCACCACCACCAAAGAAAAUGGCCCCAGGUGUCUUUUGCAAAGAGAAAUAUUUUAAGACAUAAAAUCUUAAUUGAAAUAUAUAGAUAACAAAUGUUGCAUUGGCAUAAAAGUUUUCCAGGAAGGUCUACAUUCCUGUCCUCCUCAGCUUCUUUGUCCCCUACUGGAGGUGAAGGUUGUUACACUUUGAGGGGAAAGCCUUACUUCCAGACUAGGGUGUGGCUCAGUACAAGAAUGCUUGCCCAGCACUAGCAUAGAGAGGCCCUGGCUUCCAAGCCUGGCUGGAAGAGAAAGAGAUAGAUAAAUGACAGAUAGAUAGAUAGAUAGAUAGAUAGAUAGAUAGAUAGAUAGAUAGAUAGAUAGACAGCAGACAGACAGACAGAUAGAUAGAUACCAACAGACAAAUUGUAUUUUUGAAACAUACCCCAGGGCAGGCAGGAAGACUAUGGGGACAAAGUUGGUCCAUGGUCCUCCCUGUAAGGUGCACUUCAGUGAAAGGCAUGCUGGUCCCUAGCGAGGCUUGGGAAUCUCUGUGCCAGUUCAGACUUGUGAAUGAGCUUGGGCAUCUUUGAGGAUGUGGAAGCCUUGAAUUAAGAUGUCUGCAGUCCGGAAGGAAGAAGAAAGAGUGGUGAUAUUUUUUUCCUAAAAAUCAGCACUGAGAGCUCCGGUGUAAGAGAAUAUAUAUUGUCACACGUUGAAGGACAGCAAUGCUAUUUCAUGCAAAGGGUUGUUUGGGAUACUUCAAGAGACAGUGACUCUGGGCAGCACGAUUGGAGAUCUGCAUUCUUCAUCUGUUCUCUAAGAAGACAGGACUGAGCAGCCGGCCUGGGAAGGUCAGGAAGGACAGAGUUGGGGACCACAGUUUCUAAGGACAAGGGGCUUGGAGGAGCCUAGAGGACAGGUGCAGGCUUUGGCCCAGAGUAAGCUCAGAGCAUAAUGGAAGUCUUUAUCUCUUGCCUUACCUAAGCUGUGACCUCUAUAACCCACCCAGCCAUCAACACGCUAAAAUAGGUGUUUUUACUAUGAAGAAGUUGCAUGGACAAACACUCCAAUGGCAGACCAUCUGAUCCAUUGAUAUUAUUUGGUUGCUAUCUGAAACUAGAACAUCCGUGCUUUGAUUUUAAAAUGAAAGUCAUACUAAUAUCUACCUUUCAGAGCAUUGUAAGGUUGGCUAUAGUCUUGUCUGUAAAAUUGCUUUUGGGGGAAGGGAAGUUACACUGUGCAAUUAUAAGUUGUCUACUGUAAGCUGGGCGGUGGUGGUGCACACCUGUAAUCCCAGCACUCUGGGAGGCAGAGGCAGGUGGAUUUCUGAGUUUGAGGCCAGCCUGGUCUACUGAGUGAGUUCCAGGUCAGUCAAGGCUAUACAGGGAAAACCUGUCUCGAAAAAACCAACCCCCCCCCCAAAAAAAUAAUAACAAUAAUAAUUGUCUACUGUAGAUCCUGCAUCUGGUUCGAAGGACGUGAAAAAGUUCAGGAUCACACUAGGGCCAGUGCCAUUGCAGAUGGACGCCACUGAUGCCUAACCAGCAGUUCCUUAGCAUUGUGCAGCAUAAAGCUAAAGGACAUGCUGGACCUCAGAGACACUGUGAGGAAGCCACAUAGAAUUGUUCAUGGCCUUUCGCGAGGAUAGCAGAUAGCGGAGUAGCUCUGCUUUCUCCAUGUUUGUGAGACUACGGCCUUUAGCCUUCGCAGUCUUCCCAGAGGGUCCCCUCCCUCCAUCACUGUAGGGAGCCCACUCCUGAGAACAACUGAGUAGCACCCCACUGGGUUCCUUACCUUUCUCAAGCACAGCCCUGCUUCUUUGCCUCCCCCAAAAAGACACACACAUUUUAACAUGUUAGGGAAAUGGAGCAGCCUUUAAAAUUGACCAGUGUGGCAGCCAGUGACUCAUCGAUAUGAGACCUUUCCAGGCUCGCUGGCAAGGCCCUUCCUGGUUGGCCUGCCUCUGUGGAUUCACGGAAACCAAAUUACUGUGGGUUGUGAAGAAUUAGCAGGUCAUUUUAAAAGCAGACAUACCUUCACCCAGACUGUGGUUUUUAUAUGCUCAGUCGGUGAGCCCCUGGGGGAAGGAUCAUUUUGGCUACUGGAAAAAACCAUAGCUUAUUUUUAAUUUCUGGUUGUCAAACUCACCACACGUGUGGUCUGUGGAUGACCCUCAUCUGCAGAGUUGACAAGAGAGAAGAACAAAAGGUGGUCUGGAGCUCAGGGGACCCUUACCUAGAAGUCACCACAAGACCUGUGCUAUCAGCUUCCCCCUGCCUGUUUUUCUCAGAACUAUCCCCUGCGGUGCUGUCUUUCUUCCCUCCUCUGGAGAUUUACCUGAAUCCCACCAUCGGGAGCCCUGUACAGUAACCCAUCACCCCAUAAUGCCUGUCCAAAGUUCACUCUGAGUAAAGCUCUUGCAGACCUCUCCAGAACAUGAGGACUGCGUCUCCAGUAGGAGCAGCUUGCUGGUAUUAUCAAGUUUUCUUUACUGUGUUUGAUUUUUUUACACUGAUAAAUAGAUAAAUAAAAUCCUGGUGUGUUUAAAAUUGG
Molecule: messenger RNA, 8226 nt
Organism: Apodemus sylvaticus (European woodmouse)
Lineage: Eukaryota; Metazoa; Chordata; Mammalia; Rodentia; Muridae
Gene: Ikzf3
Product: IKAROS family zinc finger 3
Exons: 8
Coding region: 442-1971 (509 amino acids)
Biological process (GO): regulation of transcription by RNA polymerase II
Cellular component (GO): nucleus
Molecular function (GO): RNA polymerase II cis-regulatory region sequence-specific DNA binding; DNA-binding transcription factor activity
Source: RefSeq, a predicted model, not a curated record